CAAACGAGCUCUAAGGUACUCCUUUGACAAACUUGCUUGCUCACCCUACAUUUGAAUCCCUAGCUCUGGUUGUGACGGAGACGCAUCGUACAAAGAAGUGCAGGUGAGAUCAUUCUUGUCAUCAGGAGAUUUGAAAAGGUGUAGAAGAGAAGCAGAGGCGAUUUCUAAAGCGUGAAAGGGCCCGAGCUUCAUUUCAAUCCUGUAAAAGUUUGACGGAAAAAGCUGAGGAUCUUCUGCUGCAUUAAUCAUGGGAUUGGAUGGGAAAUAUUCAAAGUUAGAUGAGAAAACUUGCCUACAAAAAGCUUUAAGCUUGCAUGCUUAUGCUGAUUUAUCUAAUGUUUCUCCCGUCGUCUUUGUCUACCUAUUAAAAGAAUGCUAUUCUAAUGGUGCAUGCAAGGCAACAAAGAAGUUCCGUGUUCUUCAACAUCAAGUCCAUCAAAGUCUGUAUAAUGCACCUCAACCUGGACCAGCAGUUUUUGUUAUUCACUGCCUCCGCAUCUUGCCUAUCUUAGGAAUAUAUUCCGAAGGCUUUAGUCACUUACUUCUAUCUUCCUUCUGCCGUUUUAUCAAAUGUGAUGGAACUCCUCAUGACCUAGUUGAGGCAAAGCUUUUUGCUGCUCGCAUGUUUAUUGAUAUUGUUGGUGGAAGCAUAAUGCACGAGGAAAGGAUUCUGAUAAAACUACUUGAGGCAUUUGAUAUCCAACUGAUAGACAUUGAAAAUGUCAUGGGAAAGGAGGACGUGAUUCAUAUUGGUAAUACUGAUGCUGCACGCACUCUUGUUGAAGAUUAUAUUUUCAGUUUAGUUGAAGCACAGUCAUUCAUGACAGCUGUAACUUUAUUAGAGCGCUUCUCUAUAGACCUAUCUGGGGAAUCUUUUUUGCUCAAAAUGAUGAAUAAUAAUGAUUAUAGAGCUGCAGAAAAGUGGGCUACACAUAGAGGGAAACAUAUGUUAUGUGUACUAGUCGAGGAAUAUGUCAAGAGGAAUCUGUGUAAGCAUGCUUACGAGACAAUUAAGAAAAACAACCUAAAACAGGAUUUUCCAGGAGUAUAUCAUCAGGGUAAAGAGAGCUCACUGAAGAAUCUUGCUGAAAAAGGAUGUUGGGAUGUUGCUGAGGCAAAGGCAAAAGGUGACAAACAACUUAUUCAGUAUAUGGUUUACCUGGCAAUGGAAGCUGGAUACACAGAGAAGGUUGAUGAACUUUGUGAUCGCUACUCUAUCCAAGGUUUUGUGAGCUCGAUAGACUCCGAUGCAAGCCUUCUGCGCAUGAACUAUUUACAGUUCAAUGAAUUGGUUUCAGAUGAUAUCAUUUGGGUUGACAAAGCCAAUGGUUUACUCGAUGCAACUUGUCGUAUUGAGGGAUGCAAUGUUGUAGGAAUUGAUUGUGAGUGGAAGCCUAAUUACAUAAAGGGAGGUACUCCUAACAAGGUUUCAAUCAUGCAAUUAGCUACUGAAAAGGAAGUUUUCAUAUUUGAUUUAAUAAAACUGGCUGAAGAUGUACCUGAUACUCUAGAUCACUGCCUAACUCGUAUUUUCCAGUCUCCUAGAAUUCUAAAACUAGGAUACAAUUUUCAAUGUGACAUGAAGCAGUUGUCUCGUUCGUAUGGAGGGUUUGGAUGUUUCAAGCACUAUGAUAUGCUGCUAGAUAUCCAAAAUGUAUUUAAAGAACCCAGUGGUGGUUUGUCUGGGCUUGCGCAGAAAAUAUUGGGAGCUGGUUUGAACAAGACAAGAAGGAACAGCAACUGGGAGCAGCGUCCUUUGCAUCAGAAUCAAUUAGAAUAUGCUGCCAUGGAUGCGGUUGUGCUCAUUCACAUAUUCUACCAUGUUCGGAAUCACUCCACUGUUGUCUGUCAAGGGAAUUCCAAAGUUGAAUGGAAAUCACACAUUAUUUCCAGCAUUGAUAAUAACCUAAAGAAAACCAGAUGAACGUCAUGUCUGGAGCUGAGGAGGAAGAUCCAGGUUAACUUGUCUUUAUUUUUGUGAAUACUCUCCAACUAUAGGCAUAGACUCAGAAGUCAAAACUGUUCAUACUUCAUACUCCUCUUUUGGUAACAAAAAUCAUAUUCUCUAUUUUAUUUUAUUUUAAAGAAACAAAAUUGCUUCAUACAA
This is a messenger RNA of Impatiens glandulifera, 2107 nucleotides long. RefSeq lists its product as uncharacterized. The coding region runs from base 248 to 1924 and encodes 558 amino acids. Gene Ontology annotation, biological process: nucleobase-containing compound metabolic process. The record is from RefSeq and is a predicted model, not a curated record. The transcript is spliced from 11 exons. Lineage: Eukaryota; Viridiplantae; Streptophyta; Magnoliopsida; Ericales; Balsaminaceae. Gene Ontology annotation, molecular function: nucleic acid binding; 3'-5' exonuclease activity.